AUAUGGGACCGGAGUUGCACGCUUCUACCAACCGAAAUAUUGGCAUUGCCAUAAUUAUUCAAUUGGUUGGUCUUUUCGUCAUAGAUUAUCAACGUUCCUCGAAUCUCUCUCCAUGUAUCUAAUACAUCAAAAUGGAUCCAUGCAAUUCAAUCGCAAACGAAGUCAAUAAUCUGGUUUCACGACAUGGGUUUGGUUGAGGUUUUACGAACAAUUGAUUUCGAACAUGAAUCCUACCCAACUUAUGAAGAUUUCAUAAUUCUUCCUGCAUUUGCUAUCUUCUUUCCAACUUUUCGAUAUUUCCUUGACAUAUAUGUUUUUGAGGGUAUAGGAAGGCAAUUAAUAUUUUCAAAGGAGCAUCAGAUGCUAGAUGUCGAUACAGAAGAAAGAAAGAAAAAAAUACGAAAAUUUAAAGAAUCGGCAUGGAAAUGUGCUUAUUAUCUUUCGGCUGAAAUUAUUGCUUUAAUUGUAACUCAUAACGAGCCUUGGUUCACAAAUACUAUUAACUUCUGGAUAGGUCCUAAUAAUCAAAGAUGGCCCGACCAAAAAGCAAAGUUAAAAUUGAAAGGUCUAUACAUGUACACGGGUGGAUUCUACGUGUAUUCCAUCUUUGCUUUAGUUUUUUGGGAAACGAAAAGGUCCGACUUUGGUGUAUCAAUGGGGCAUCAUGUUGCAACUGUCAUCCUCAUUGUAAUGUCUUAUAUUUGUAGAUUUAUGCGAGCUGGUUCUGUGAUUUUAGCUCUUCAUGAUGCAAGCGAUGUGUUUCUUGAAGUAGGAAAGAUGUCUAAAUACAGUGGUGCCGAAGGACUUGCAAGUGUUUCAUUUAUAUUAUUUGUGAUUUCAUGGGUAAUCCUUCGGCUUAUUUGUUACCCUUUUUGGAUUCUACGGAGUACAAGUUAUGAAGUUGUUAUGGUGUUGGAUAAAGAUAAACAUGAUACAUUGAUACCAAUCUACUACUAUAUCUUCAACACCCUUCUUUUCUGUUUGCUUGUUCUUCAUAUCUAUUGGUGGGUGCUUAUAUAUCGAAUGCUUGUUAAACAAAUCCAAAAUAGAGGCAAACUUAGUGAUGAUGUUCGUUCAGAUUCUGAUAGUGAUCAUGAACAUGAAGAUUAAUCAAUCAUUCUUGUAGUAAAAAGGUAAUUGGAUUCGCCAAGAAAUCGAUAGAAUUAUAACAUGCUAAAGAGUUAUUGGUGGGUGAAAGGAUUCCAGCACGAAAAUUUUAUUCCUUAAUCAAGACACGUUGUAUAUUUGUAUGAAAUCAAUCAAAUGUUUGGUAUUAUAUAGGAGUCGAUGUAUAGAAAUUUCAAAUGUAAUGAAAUGUCAUCUACAAUAUGUUCUUAAUUUGGUUGCAGAAUGAUCUUGAGUUAAUAUUGCAGAAC
Molecule: messenger RNA, 1376 nt
Organism: Lactuca saligna
Lineage: Eukaryota; Viridiplantae; Streptophyta; Magnoliopsida; Asterales; Asteraceae
Source: the annotation of a GenBank genome assembly